AUGUUUGCUGCUGCUACAAAGAACUUUGUGAAGCAGGUUGGAGAUACGGGCAGACUGAGACCUGUUCCUGGUCUGAGUGAGGCUGACCGAUAUCAGCCACUCAGUCUAGUCACAAAGAGGAAAAAAAAAUUCUGGAAAAGAAAGAAAUACAGCUCUACACCAUUCACUCUGAAGGACAUUCUUGUUGGAGAAAAGGAGGUUUCUGCAGGCGUCUCUUCAUAUCAGCUGCUUAAUUAUGAAGAUAAGUCAGAUGUUUCCCUAAAUGGGAAACUUGGAAAUCAUAUUAUUCAUGAUGUUGGAUUUAAUAUUGAUGGAUCAGACUCUGUGGCAGUGAAAGCUUCAUUUGGAAUAGUAACAAAACAUGAGGUAGAGGUUCCAAUACUUCUCAGGGAGAUCAUUAACAGAAAAAUUGAUAUGGAACAUUGUCUUGUUCGCCAGAUGAAAGCAAGUCGUCGUGCAGUAUUAUGUGCUGUCAUGGAAAGCAUCCGCACAACUCGGCAAUGCUCACUCACUGUGCAUGCAGGCAUGAGAGGAAAAACAAUGAGAUUUCAGAUUGAUGAUGGACGAAAUCAUAAAGGAUGUGACAAAGCCAUUGUUAUCCCAGCUCAUACAACAAUUGCAUUUAGUGUAUUUGAACUCUAUAUCCAUUUGGAUGGGCAUUUUGAGCUCUGUGUAACAUCUGAAUCAGAAGGUGGGUUCGAAAAAGAACAAAUAACAGAACAAUUGGGUGGUUUAAUGGACCGAUUCUCAGUGUGGAAACUGCGGCGAUUGGGAUUUUCAAAGAACAGGAGUAUACUGGACGAUGUCAGAAACUCGGAUCUAUAUUUGGAGGAUUUGGUUGCUGACUAUUAUGAAAAGGCUACCAGCAUGACUGAUACUUCCACUAACUACCUCAGAGAUAAUGCACACACACGGGUCAAUCUUCUCAACCAUAAUAUCUCCAAAGGACCCUGUGCCCUUUGUGGUAUGGGAAGUUCCCGAAGGGAGACAGUAUAUGGGUGCCUUGAGUGUUCAUUCAAUGGGCAGAAAUAUGUGAGGCUGCAUGUGGUGCCAUGCUUUGAUCUGUGGCACAAAAGGGCAAAAUGA
Messenger RNA from Carcharodon carcharias (great white shark), 1086 nucleotides. RefSeq names its product pejvakin (gene pjvk). Gene Ontology annotation, cellular component: cytoplasm. NCBI's taxonomy places the organism in Eukaryota, Metazoa, Chordata, Chondrichthyes, Lamniformes, Lamnidae. Gene Ontology annotation, biological process: programmed cell death. The transcript is spliced from 7 exons. The coding region runs from base 1 to 1086 and encodes 361 amino acids. The record is from RefSeq and is a predicted model, not a curated record.